AUGACCGAUGAUAUUAACAUGAGAUUUGUUACAGCUCUGAGAGACAUCGAUUUAGAUAAACGCAAGAAACUUGCUUUACAACAAGCGUGGAAGACAUACAGUCAUACAACAAAUCCGGAAUCAUCAUUCAGUUUUAUUGCACAGAUGGCAGAAUGUACUACAGCAGAAGUAAGGCAAUAUUUUAUAGGACAGCGGCGUUCUAUUAACGUGGAACAGCCACCUUCUCCUGCUUCAACUUUAUCACCAUCUCCAAGUACAUCAAGCGAUCUUACAGAACUUUCUGAAAAUUUUGCUUCGGCAGCAACAUCAGAUGGACUGUCUCACACUGAUUUACAACAAAGCAAUUCACCAUCACCACAAGCUAUAAAUAUGCAAGAGAGACCGAAACGAAAGGGGAAACCUAAACGUAAAUCGUUUGCGUCAAGUGACAAUGAAGAAGCACCAGAUGCUAAACGUCAUAAAA
Racocetra persica is the source of this 463-nucleotide messenger RNA. The record is from the annotation of a GenBank genome assembly. NCBI's taxonomy places the organism in Eukaryota, Fungi, Glomeromycota, Glomeromycetes, Diversisporales, Gigasporaceae.